CAACUUGACUCGCGUAGUCGUUUGCUAGUUGUGCUAUCUAUAGGUCGAUGUCGAUUUCAUUUCGUGAAUCCGCCGUAGUGCUCAGCGUCCAUUUUCUUUGAUUGGGUUUCUUUAAAGAAUUUUCAAAUUGAAAUUAAAAAUGGAUGGAACACCUGGAGGCCGAGGCGGAUACCGAGGGCGCGGAGGAGGUCCUGGCGGACUCAUGAGAGGGCGCGGAGGUUUUGGAGAUAGAGGCAGAAAUGGUCCACCACGAGGUGGUGGUGGCAUGAUGCGUGGACGAGGUAGUGGACCUGGUGGUGGUAUGCGAGGUGGUCCCCCAGGAAUGAGAGGCAGAGGUGGCCCUCCUAGAGGUGGACGAGGUGGGCAUUUUCCGCCGGGUGGACCACCAGAGCCGGGAAUGUCCAGUGGACCCGGAGGUGGACCGCCGCCCCUAGGAAUGGGUGGCCCUCCACGAGGCGGAAGUGGCAGAGGCGGCGGCAGUAACAGCUUCCGUAGCAGAGGCAGAGGAGAUUAUGGCAGAAUUGAUAAUCGCGGGGGUAACAGCAGUUUCCGCGGCCGUGGUGGCAUGGACCGCGGUGGCCGAGGCUCCAGAGGUGGGUCAGGCAGAGGUGGCCCAAGUCGUGGAGGCUUCAGCGACAGAGGCGGACGAGGUAUCGGAGGUGGACGGGGCGGCCCGACGAAACGAGGAGGUGGCCCGCCAAACUCUGGACCUUCCAAGAGGCCACGCUUCGAUCAGCCAUCUUCGCAACCCACCAAUGGCUAUGCUACUCAGCCACCCAGUCAAAGCGGCUACGGAGGUGGCUCAAAUAAUUCUUAUGGUGGUCAGCAACAACCGCCACAACAAUCAGUAGGAUAUGGUGGUGGUGGUGGCUACGGCUCCCAGCAGUCUUAUUCGGGGCAGUCGUAUCAAUAUGAGAGCUAUCAACAACCUCCGGAUUAUGCUCAAUCGACGGGCUACCCACCGUCCGCACCAGAUAACAGAUACGGCGGGUCAUCGAUCUCAAGUGGAGGGUUUAACACUAACGAUCCCUACAGUUACGGAAAAGCUCCGCCGGCCGAUUACCAGGAGGCAGUGCCAGCUGCGGGACCGGGGGGCGGGGGUGGUGGUUACCCCCCUGCUAACCCAUAUGAUGACCGAUCUAAUGCCAACCGGUGUGGUUACUCGACGCAAUCUUACGAGUAUCCGAAUCAAGAUGGCCUUUACGGGAAACAAGAUUAUGGUGGCAGUGCUGGUUACCAAAACGUCCAGUCUCAACGACGUUAUUAAAGAUAUCCGACACUAUAAUUCGACACUAUAAUAAAAAAUAAUUGACUCAGCUCAUAAUUUUGUAUUUAAGUAGAUGACAUUUUUCCUAAACGCAAUGAGCACAGAGAGAAAGAGAGAAAAAAGGCAGAACAAUAGAGAAAGAAAGAAAAACAGAUAAGAGAAUAAGAAAAACAGAACGAGGAAGGAAAGAGAGAGAGAGCACUGAGUACACAAUUUCUUGCGAAAAUUUCUCCUCCCGAUAGAUGUGCAAGAGAGACUUACAGGGAGAAAAAGUGCUGCUUCUCUCUUUUCGCGGGAGGCAAAUCUGAGCCGACAGUGGAAGAAGUAUAUGAUGACAAUCGAGGAAUCUAAAAGCAAGAUAAUACAUAUUCCUACUGAGACCGACAGUGAGUCUCUUCCUCUUUGGAGAGACCGUAAAGAGACCGCAGCCAUUGUACAACACAGUUGAGAACAUACAAUUAGUUUCGUUUCUCGCGGAAAGGCUGAUUAAACCUAUCGAUCAUACAUCGAGAGUGUCAUGAAAAGGGUGGAAAUCGACAUUAAUGCAAUAUAUCUUUAUAUAUUGCAUUCUAACAAUUUCAAAAUUUUAUUUGUUGUAACUGAUUAAUUUAUUAUUAUUGUUUUUCCAUUUUUAGAGAUUAUACUUAAUAUAUACUUAAUACUAAUUUAUUGUACAUUUUAAUACAUACUAAUUACUACAUUUCAAUAGUGAAUUAGUAUAUACUAAUUUAUACAUAUUAGUAUAUAUAUAUAUAUACACAUGUACUAAUAUAUACAUAUUAAUAUAUGAAAAUGUUAUAUUGUACACAAUAUAAUAUAAUAUAUUGUGAUAAAAUUUAAACUCAAUGUCUAAAAAAUACCGAUCAGAUAUUUUUUUAGAUAUAUUUGUUAAUUAAUAAAUUCAUAAAAGUAAUAAAGUUCGAUUAUAAUAAAAAAUUAAAGAAUUAAUAAAAUUCCAAAAAUAUUUUUAAAAUUGUUCAGAAAAUAUAUGUGUAAACAUAUAUGAUAUGUCAUAUAUGUAUAAAAGAGAUAGAUAUUUUAAGGGAUCAUAUCAAGGGAGCUUAUUUGAUGAUCCCAUGAAGCUUUCAAGAUUUUCUAAUGGCAAAUUUCACCCUUUUCUGGACACGCCUUUCCGCGCAGCUUCCAGUACUCUGCUUUCAAGAUUUUCCAUUCCCGUUCGUGCUGUCUUUUUUCCCACGCGCGCAUGAAACAAACCCGAUUGAUCCGUCACUCGUUGUAGGAAAAACAGAUUUUAUACUUGACUUAGCGAUAUCACACACUCAGACAUGCCCACACAUCCACAAUACGUACACGUUGUUUCACUACUACGUCGCUUGCUCGACGAUCUAGGAUUAAGCUUAGCCACUGUCUCGGGGGGUGUAAGCAUCCCCGACCGUUCUCUCUACAAUCCGUAGUAUAAUUUUUAACAUAUUAUAACAUAUAACAAUUACAUGAUAAUUACAUACGCGACACACAUAGCAAUGAGAGCGAUGACGACCGAGGCGACACUGUGUUGUAUGUAAAGUCGACGUUCUGUUUUGUAAAUAGAGAUUAUAAAUAAAUCCACUGGAAAAAGAAAAGGAAAUCUCGCGAGAGUGCACGCACGAUGUAGAACUGUGCGUGUGUGUAUGCUUCAUCCCCGAAAAUAAAAGAGAGGUCAAAACACUGAUUAAUGUCUGCCUCCUUCGUUGCACACUCUGUAGACGAAUCGCACGGAGUUCUUUCUUUCUCUCGAUUAAUUCUUUUUUUUAUCUCGCUUAAUUAAUUAAUCAGUUAAAGUCGAUGAAGAACAAUCUUAUUCUCGACGUGAGAGUUUAUUGAAAUCACCUAUUUUGUAAAUCGUGGCUGCUGAGACGAUCUAUCUUUUUCUUUUUUUUUUUAAUCAUUUACUGUUGCGUAAUCUUGUGUAGUUUAGUCAAGUGUGAAUGAGUAGUUAAUGACUACUAGUAGUUAGCUUACUAGAGAUAUCAAUCGCCAAUCGUAAGCGUAUAUACGGUUGAACGAGGUUGAAACCUGCUUGUUCGAUUUUUGUUGACGAUUGGCAAGAAAAAGAUGGUAGGCACUUCUGUUCCCUGGCGGAAGAUUGUGCCGGCCAGCAGGAGACAAUAGGAUAAUUGAUAAUUUGACAUGUAACUCUCUCUUCCUACUCUACCGUAUAUUAUUUUAUAGAAAUUAACGAAAUUCGCUUGAAUAAUUUAUAUAUUGCGUUUGUUAUAUACGAUAUACGUCUUUUAUGAUUAGCUUUAUGCUCUAUAUACAUACCUAGCGUACGUGAAUCGUGUUAUCAUGUCCCUAUCAUAUUGUAAGCGAUCGCAACGAUCGAAAUGAAAGAAAUUCUGAUAAGAGAGAAAAAAAACUCGAAAGUAUCGAGGACUUUGUUGUUAUUGCCACCUCACACCUCCGAAGCACCGAGAAAGCACGCAGUAAUGCGGACGAUAUGUGAAAACCAGCAACUGCCCUAGGAAGACAGGCUAAUCGAAAUGAAUGAAUGGGCGAUUAGGCGAUUAAUGAGGCAGCAGAUCGCCUCGGUAUAGUGUAGCGAUGCAGUAGGUAUGAGCCUUUCUAUGAAAUCCUAGUAGACUAGAUUCGUAUCCGGAUCCGUCCAGCGGUCCACCUUUUGUGCAUAACUUCUUCGACCAGUUUGGAAUCGAUCUUUCCUUGAGAGUCUUGCAGUUCAGAAUCAAUUGGCUAUUAAGUGCGGCAAUUACAGUCGGUGACACAAGAGCGUGCAUGCUGUUUUUUCUAGAAUACCAAACGACGUUAAGCGAAUGUCAAACAAUGUUUAAUUAUUCUCAGGCUGAUGCCAAUACCAUUUUUUAAUUAAUAAUCUCUUAGUCAGUGGCUGCGAGCGAUAAUUUGGGACCUUUUGGGCGCGAACAGGAAACACUGGCUCGAAUCGGUUAGCGCUCAUCUUGUUACAUGCGACUGUCGUGUAAGCACUAACGAAACUGAGACCUGGCUUUCAAAGCAUUCUAACUUGAUGUAACUGUGCUGCACGAAAAUAUUGUCUGCUAAGUACCAACUGUUGAAAUGAUUGCGUACAUGUUAUUGUGCCACUAACUAUAGUUCGGUACUUUCACCUUUAUUCUAUCAUAACAUUAAAUUCAAAUAUCUUUCUGCUGUCCGAUAGAUGAGAAAAAUGUUAGAAAAUGAUAAUGAAUAUUUCGAAGAUUGACAUGUUCAUUAUAUUUUUUUAUAAAUAAUUUUAUAUAUAAAUUAAGACUCAAUUUUAUCGAAAAAGCAUCGAAUUAAUUGCCGCAUCUAAUAAUAUCAACAAGAUAAUAAUUGUCUGUUGUCUCUACUUUCUACGAGGAAAAAUCGACUCACAUUGUGGUCCAAGAGUGCACAAACAAAGAUUAAGAAAAUAAUCUAAGCAAUCAUUAAAUCCGCACAUUAUAUAUAAAGAACGGAUAAUAUCGAGAAUGUUAAUGAGGACUUAAGAAAUAUAAAUUUCGAGAUGUACUAUUCUAAGACAUAUUUUGUCUCUUAAUUAUGGCUGGCAAUUGCACACAAGUAAUUGACAGCGAAGCGAAUAUUUAAUAUAUUCUCUGAUCUCUCAAUAUUCCUUUCUCGUAGUCUCUGAAGAUUUAGUCAUAAUGUGUUAGUUAGUAUAAUGCUAAUGAAGUAUUACUAAUUAAUAGAUACGAUGUAAGUACAAUUAGGAUACGACACGAGUUCUACUCGAAGGUGUGCAAAGGUACUCAUUAAUAAUAACAAGAUUUUUGACGAAAAUUGAGUUUAUUUCACAGGCGUAGCAACAAGCUGAGAUACUUAGGAAACAAUGAAUGAAAGUCAGAGGGAGAGAGACAGAAAGUAUCGUUCCUCCAGCAAGAACAGAUUUAAAGACCAUCCUCCCCCGCUCAGAAAAACAGAAAAAGAUCAAUAAGUAAUAAAGUCAGUAGAAUUUUCGUUCAUUUUCGUUAAUUGCACAGAGAUCUUAAUAAUAAGUGUAAGCUUCUCAACAGUAGAAAUUAGUGUGCUUGAUAUUUCGUAAAUGAUUGCUUCAGGCUUAGCCCGUUACGUGUAGUACAGAAUAUAUUUUAUCAAAAAAAAGGAAAAAGAAUAUAGUCUGUGAACAGUAACGUAAAGUAUGAUUUAACAAUUUAUUCCGAAUAAUCGUUCAUUAUAGAAUAAAGUUUCUUGCGCAUACACAUCUUUCUUAAUUGCGUGUCUUUUGAAAUCGAAUAAAGAUGCACUUUGAAAACUCGACUGUUGUGUGUGUGUGUAUGUCGAUCGAUAAAUCUUAGCAAGACAUACUAUACGAGAGCUAUAUGAGAAAAUGCACGCGGGAAAGAGAAUGCAGGCAAGGAAAGAGUAAUGCGCCAAGUGUGCGUAUUGCAAAAGCAAAAACAAAACAAAAAGACAAAGACAGUAAUUAUAAUAUGAAAGUCAAAAAUGCUCGAGUAGACCUCAACCCGAAAGUUCAGGUGAGUAAAUACAAAAUAAAUAUCUAUCCAUUCUUUGUGAAAAGCUCUAUCAGUUUCGAGAAAGCGGACACGUAUGUGUACUGAUCUAUAAGAAUUAAUUUAUGAUCUAUAAUAAUUCACUGAUAGUAUACAUAUAUACUUCGACUACAUUUAUCAAGUGUAAAGUGGACUUAACAGAAUAACAAAAGUAUCGUAAGAGAGAGAGAAUUAUCGAUUACGCACAUAAUAAUCCAUUACGGAUCUCGUUGAAAGAAUUUCAAACGCAUAUAGGUAUACAUUAUCGAGUUGCUUGCAAGACAAACUCCAGAACCGACAGAAUUGCGUUUCUUUCUUUUUAUGUCUCUUGUAGAAAAAUAAAAAAAAAGAAGUUACAUGGCGUUAAUGUGCUCAAAGCAUUCAGCUCGUAAGAACCAGAUAACAGUGAGUAAAGGAAGAGGAGCGGGAACGAUUCGUAGAUUUACGCUUUUCGAAUUUGCAGUAAUAACGUCCUUGCGGUGGAAAAAAUUCACGAGUUCCCGUAAAUUGUCGUAUGUACCGCUUUAUAUCCUACGAUCGUAGGAGAACUCGUUAGGCCGUUAGAUUGAUCCGAAAGAGAGAACCGAGAGAUAAAUAAAUGAGCAAUAGGGAGGUAACUGAAUAAUGAUACGGACGUAAUUGAAUAAUAAAGCAUACAAAAAUUGAUUCACCCGAGAGAGACAUGAUUUGAGCAAACAAGUUUCAAAUGCACUGCAAAACCUCGUAAAAAUAAAUAGAUAAGAAGUUUAGUCUAAACUAAAUGAUGAGGCCAGAUUGUCGAUCGCAUGUCAGGCACUCGUCUGAUUUGCUAAUUUGCUUUCUGUAGGUUGAUCACGGCAGAGCUCUACUAAUCAAGCUGAACCGUGAUCAUCAUCUGUAUCGCAUGGGAUCAUCGAUGACUGUCACAUGACUGGCGUCACUUUGAUGGCUUAGAGAGAGAGAGAGACAACGUCGUGAGCAUGAGGAUAAUUUGCACGAAGGUUGCUAUUCAUACAAUGUGCCUGAAUUAAUGCGCUUCUGAGAAGAAGAAAUAUCUGCACUGGUUUAACAGGUGCAGUUAAAAUCAAGAUCGAAGUUUCUGUUAAGAGAGCGUUGAUUCUGUAAGGAAGCGCGAUAAUUCCGAGGCACGCUGUAUAUGUGGGAUGUAUUUGAAAUAUAAUGUAACCCAAUAUGAAAAAUAAAGGAUUAAUUGAAAUGUG
This is a messenger RNA of Ooceraea biroi (clonal raider ant), 6908 nucleotides long. RefSeq names its product glycine-rich cell wall structural protein 1.8. Lineage: Eukaryota; Metazoa; Arthropoda; Insecta; Hymenoptera; Formicidae. The record is from RefSeq and is a predicted model, not a curated record.